This is a messenger RNA of Chara braunii, 2297 nucleotides long. Lineage: Eukaryota; Viridiplantae; Streptophyta; Charophyceae; Charales; Characeae. The record is from the annotation of a GenBank genome assembly.
UACUACUGGGCGUGACGGGAAGAGUCAAGUGGCUGGCAAAGUAUACGGCGUCAUGGAUAAAAUUGUAUAACGAGUAUGGACCGGAUUUCUUGGAUAAGCGCAAGAGAGUCUACACAAUCUCUUCGCCACGAUGUAGAGCAUCGUACAUUGGUCAAACAAGUAGGGACGUGAAUGUGAGGUGGAAGGAGCAUAUAGUAGCAAGUACACGGGAUGGGAAGAACACUCACUUGUAUCAUUGGUGGCGAGUGUUCGGAUCCGAAUCCUAUGUCAUGCUACCUGUUGACGAAGAGGCAGCACACAAUUUGUUAGAACUUGAACAGUUGUAUAUACGGAAAUGGUCACCUACGCUCAACGUGAGCGGUGUUACCAGGAAAUCACGAUGGACAAGGAAACCACGGAAAGGGAAAGUUGAACGGGAAAGAGCGUGGAGUAAAAAGCAACGAACCGAGGGAGAAGGUAAAGUGGUCGAAGUUAUCAGAUUUCGGCUGACUGAGGAAGACGAAUGGAGGAUCGAUGCUCUCAAGGUGCUUGAUGACGCGGAACAGAGGAAGAUGAGGACACUUCAGCUACACUCAAUGGGAGGCAACAGUUGGAUCAAAGGGUGGAAGAAAGUGAGGACGACAUAUGACGCAUCUACCGUGGAGAUUGGAGGACAAGUAACAAAGCUAGCCAAGUGCAAAGUCGGUAUUGAGAAAGGAAGUACCAUCAACAUCAAAUACCUCAGGAAGUGGAGACCGAAGAGCGGACCGGAUAAGAAGACACUCAUAAAGCUACUGCGGAACCCGAGAAGAGUACAGGACCUAGGAGCAGUCGAUACCGAUGCAUUGUUCCGACUGUACAAAGCGGCAAAAGACUUUCAGCAGAAGUCGACUCGUUCUUACCUGAGGCGGAUUAUAUCUCAGGUGAUCAAGGAGAAGACAGGAUGGUGUAUGGGAGCAGACCUGACAGUGAAGGUUAGAUACAACGAUCGAGUGAAGUUAUCAGAGGUCAGGAAAGUGGUCAACGAUAAGAUCGAGGGUCUCGGRUUACCGGAGUGCAUGGCAAAACGUACAAGAAGUAAAGUGCGGACGGUCUGGUCGAAGAACCAGUUCGUUGCGGAUAUUCUUCACAACCGACAGGUCUAUGCCCGAGCAGUUAUGUCCACCUGCACAUGUGCMGGUCUCCCCUAUCAAAGGAUAGGGGAACAUGUACGUUUUCGCUUGCAUGAGGUACCAGGUGUUCACCCCAUGUUAAGCAACGCAAACAAUGUACCGAAAGCACAACAUCCGAGUCGAACGAAACUGCCCUGCGAGGAGAUCGAGGAAGCAUUCGGACAAUGGAGGAACAGAGGGGACACGAUCAUGCAUAUUACGGAGAAAGAAGUCAGGACAUGCAUGACGGGGAACGAGGAGCGUGGGAGCGAUUUUCUGGAUGUCGAAGUUGUUAAGGCGACAAAGAAGAGGUUCGAAGGUCUCGUGUUGACGCCUCUAGACAGGAACCAAGGGGAGACAUUUGUCAUGUGCCCCUACCUCUACUACGAGGCCAUGAUGGAGAAGUUUGUGAUGAAUCCAGGGUAUGAGUUCGUACAAGUAGAGGAAGAUGAAGUCAAGCAUGCAGUGCAAGCAGCCUUCAAGGAGGAAGGUCUGACCAAGUUCGCGAGAUAUGGCAAACGGGGGAGUUUCGGCGCGGCUUACAUACAACUGAAGCAUAAAGACGUCGAGAGAUACCGUCCAAUAUGCCCGUCGUACUCAGAUCCGACUACAAGAACUGGGAAAUGUGUUGCGAAAGCCUUGAACCACCUGCUGUUCAAGCUUCCAGCCAGAUGGCAUUUUAACCUGAGAUCCAUCUCAGACGUCGUACAGAGCAUUGGAAAGUUUAAUAGGAGAUGUGAAGCCAAGAUGAACUCAGUGGUGGAGUUAGCAGUCAUGUCCUAUGAUAUUAAGGACAUGUUCAGCAAACUGCCACACCGAGACAUCUUGGAAGCGGUCAAUUGGAUCAUUGACCACUACAUGAGCAAGGGACAGAGCAUUAUUCGAGUCAACACGCGAGGUCGAGGUUGUUCCUUUGGGAAGACGACAGGCGGAGACCAUUAGCGGGAGAUGAAACUUGAGGAUAUCAAGAACUUUGUGCAAGUUGAUUUGGAACACACGUACUUUCAUGCAACACGAGUACUCCUACGGCAGAGAGGAGGCAUCCCGAUGGGCAAGAGGACUAGCCCACCGUUAGCGUGCAUACUCUGCGCGUACUCGGAAUUUAAGUUCCUUAGCAACCUCAGAGGGUUGAGGAACAGAGUGCAUGGGAUGCGGCUGAUGGUUGAC